UGCACACGCGCCCGGCGAGCGGAAAAAGAACGUUUGUGACACGAACUGGCAGAAGGAUGCACAUGGAGCCUGUCCACAGGCUGAGCUCCACACAUUCAGCCCCCCGACGAUGGACUUCGCCGGUUAUAGUCGUAAUAUAAUCUCUGAUUUAAAUUUGGUGUCGCCCCUUCGGAGGUGAGCCGGCUUGCAGUGACAUGGUAAUAUUUUGUGAAUGGCACCGGACAGCUAUGGACCAGAAGAGCAGGAGCGGUGAAGACACUGGUUUGGGGGCUUUGGCCUCACCACUGGUGGGGUAUUUGGGAAAAGUUCAGGAAAGAGCGGCUUUACUGGAGUAUUGUCCGUGGUGUACUUCAAAGGGCUUGAUCUAUGCUCUGCGCUCUUACCGCAUUAACCUCCAGGAGUCAAUCAUCCUCUGCACAAACCCACAGUGCCUUUUCCCUCUGGUCAGCCGGCCCCUGGAAGAUGUUUUGGCUAGCUUGGUUCCUGUGGAGCUCACUGUCGGGAACAAAAGAAAGAAUGCCUUGGCACUGGAAAAGGAAGAGCUCAUUAAACCUGCACGCAAACGUCUGCGAUCAAGUGAACUCGACACUCUUGGGACACAAAGUAUUACUGACACAGUUAUCAGCCAAACAGAGCAUGAUGCUGUAACCUUUGUCAGUAAUGGCCAGUGUGCUGCACCCAAGACAGAUGGUGAAAAGGUAAAUGGAUAUCACACGGAUUCUCUAGUUUCAGGGACAACAGGAUGGAAAUCGCUACAAGACGAGGAUGAUGUUCUGGACGAGGAACCAGAGAAUCCUGCUCCUGCAGAUGGUCUUGCUCUUCCUACAUGCUCGGUCUCAGCUGGACACCUGCAGUCCUUAUCAGAUACCUUGUUGACCAAUGGGGACGAGACUGUGCGCUCUCCUGGUGGUGCUCUUGGAAUAUCAACGGUACAGGAUGACUUCAGCCAGGCGAAGAGUCUUCCUGAGGCACUUAACAAACCCUCCAUUUGCAGUCAGUCCUUUUUCACAAAUGAGGACAUUCGUUCAGCUGAAAUCAAUAGUCCAUCACCUCGGCACAAUGAGCAGACAGCAAGGUUAGGACAGAAAUCACCGGCUGCAGACAUCACCACAUGUAAAGACACGCGAGUCAGUAAAUCAGAAACCGAGGCUUUGUCCUCUACCACGAGAACAAAGCCGGAGGAGCUCGUGCCCAUUCCCAGUCAGCUUUUCUGGAGGAACAGCAACCACCUGUGCUGGUUAGACUCACUGCUUGUCGCUUUGGUGAACUGUAAGAGCUUGAGAAAGUGUAAACCUAAAGAUGAGCCUCAGCAGUCGUCUGUCUGGCGACUGAUAAGAGAAUAUGAAGACAUCUGUGCUGAGCUCCAAGUCCAUCAGCAGUCUGGCAGAGAUGGAAUCAUGAGGGUGCCCAGUCGCAUGCUGCAAAAGGCCAACGCAGACCUACAGAGGCUCAGGAUGUCGAUCUUCAAACUACUGCAGCCCAAGCUGCAGUGCAAACUGGGUCAGAGGGAAACUCCAGUGUUUGCCUUGCCGCUUCUGCUCACGAUGGACUCCUGGGUGGAGCCUCUCUUCCAGUUAACCUUUCACUGGGAGUUUAAGUGCAGUGAAUGCAAAACGGCCACAAAAGAAAGGGUUCUGAAGACUCUCCCCAGCUUCACUAACGUUGCGCCUAAUUGGCAUCCACUUCAUGCCGUUCACAUGGCACCGUGCAACGUGUGCUACAAGAACAAUCAGAGGAGGACAAUGAUGCUGGACAGUGUGCCACCGGUGUUCCAGCUGCACUUUGUAGAGGGACUUCCUGACAGUGAUGUCAGAAUCUACUCCUUCACCUUUAAGGGGAAAUGCUACUCCGUCACCACCGUCAUACAGUACAACCAGCAACUAAAGCACUUUGUCACCUGGAUUGGUAAUUCUGAUGGAUCGUGGUUGGAAUAUGACGACUUGAAACAUCCAGACUGUAAGAUCUAUCCAAAGCUCCCAGUCCCUGCUGAGGAGAUCCACGUUGUUUUCUGGGAGACGCAGGACGAUAAAGAGCCUCAAGCCUGUUCUCCCUCCAGCACAUUUGUCGAACAUAGAAACAACCUGAACCUUAGUCCAGGUGACAAAGACUUAAUCCCGGAUGAGCUGUCGGUUCAUACUGUGGAUCACUCUCUUAUGUCUCACAAUGACACUGACGUCAUUCGUGCACUCUCAGAAUUUGAAGACUGCAGCAGCAUCAUGGACACAACGGUCACAGCUGGUGUUGACGCAUCAAUAGGUUCCACAACACUGCUCGACACCUUUGAGGGCCUUAGCCAUGAUGACAUCAUCACGCUCACACUGGUGGAAUUGAAAGCAGAUUCAGAAAUGCAGCCUGCAAAUGAUUGCGGACAAACACAAGAUCUGAGUGUUCCCAGCAGGAGUGAAAUACUCGACUCUUCUCCGGAUAGCUCCUCAACUCAAACAGGAGGCGAAAAGACUAACAGUCCUGUUGUUGAGCUCCCCACAACCUCCAACUCAUCUGAAACUGAGGAUGACUCGUCAAGUGAUCCUACAUUUGUGCCUGGUGGCAGGGGAGGGAGAGGGACUGGCAGAGGCAAAGCCGCUAGCAGACAAAUGGGUAGAAAGGCAGCCUCGUCCGAAACAGCUCCACAUAUUUCACACCACCCUGCAUCAUCAAAGCCAUCUGAAGUAAUCACUGUCAGACCCACGAGUGCUGCUGCUCAGGAUAACACACCACAUGAUGAGACCACACAGCCAGCGUCUCCUGUGUCUUCUACAGACGCCUCAAUCCUGUCCACUACUCAGAACAGUCCCACAGUGCAAACUCUAAAUCAGAAUAGCCGCUGGUCCUUCCUGCUCAGCAAACACCCGCUCCACCAACUUCAGAAGCCCAUUACGAAACACGCCCCCACCCCGGCCACCAAAGCAAAGCCCACUCCUCUCACUCAAUCUACCCCCAACCCUGUGAGAAGACCGCAGUUCCCCGGAGGACUCAUCCCUAAACCUCAGCUCAGGACAGAGGAGGGUGACAGUCUCCCGCUGAAAGCAGCAGAGAUGUACGGUGCCUUUGGUGCUAAGAGCUCAAGCACCCGGACUCCGCCGCUCCCAUUUCCUGCACUCCUCAACGUCAAAUCAAAGCGGGUCCAACCCGUAACCUCCAACAACCAGAAGUUACUAAUGAACACAACAGUGGUGUCUGGUACAUCACUUCCUAUGCCUGCAGCAAAGGGGCUCCCUGAAAUAUCCUCCUCAAAGAAACACAGCAGCCAGUCCUCGAAGGUUCCUCCAGGUCUCAGCGACACUGAAGCACUCAGGUACAAGCUGUUAAAGAAGCUGAAGGCAAAGAAGAAGAAGCUCGCUGUGCUAAAUGAAAAGUUAGGUCAUCAGGGUGGAGACAGCCUCCGACCAGACAGCACUGACUUGGGCUCUCCAAACACCGUCACCUCCAGUACCUACGACAGCUCCAUCUGUGACGACUUCCUCUCUGACCUGCUCUCGCCGGCCACCACAGCCAGCAACCUUUCACCGGACAGCUCUGGCUUCCUUGAGCGGCUUGCCAAUGGGCAAGAAGGAGUCGACCAGCUGGACUGCGGCGUCAGUGAGGUUGGUACAGCACCACAGGUGAACAUGUCUAUGAAUGAGCCCAACACCGAAAGCUUCCUGGACGACUUCUUCUUGCAGGCUGUGGCUCAGAGGCCGACUGAGGCGGAGACCGAGGCACUGAGCGGACUCGAACUUUUCUUUUAAGACGUCGUCCAAGCCUCGAAUUUACACCUCAUCUGUCACGCAAUCAUGUAGCAGCCUGUUUCACGUGCAAGUCUAAAGUCGUUUUCUCGUAUUUAUUUUGCUGUUAAUUUAGAUGAGUUAAUUAAGUUUGUAUGACAUUAAGUGAUGUCGUUGAACCAUGGAUGAAAUGUGUAACUUUGUUCACAUCUUGAACUUUGUUCUGCACUUUAUAGUGUAUAUAUUUGAUGUAACUGGGUUGUAUGAAGGCAUCGUGUAGACAGUCGAAGCUGUUUGCCCUGUUUUGUAUUUGAAAACUUGAAAAUUAUGAAAUUUGUUUUGCCAUUUAAUAAAUACUAUAAAUGAAUGCA
Messenger RNA from Larimichthys crocea (large yellow croaker), 4075 nucleotides. RefSeq names its product ubiquitin specific peptidase like 1 (gene uspl1). The record is from RefSeq and is a predicted model, not a curated record. The coding region runs from base 195 to 3728 and encodes 1177 amino acids. The transcript is spliced from 9 exons. Lineage: Eukaryota; Metazoa; Chordata; Actinopteri; Sciaenidae. Gene Ontology annotation, molecular function: SUMO binding. Gene Ontology annotation, cellular component: Cajal body. Gene Ontology annotation, biological process: Cajal body organization; protein desumoylation.